AUGUUCCGUGGUAGCCUGCACUGGUGCAUAAGCAACAUGAUAAUUGCAUUCGACACCGUCGCCGAGUCGUUCCGGCAGAUGCGCACUCCAGUUGUUCCUAAUUUGUCUGAUCUGUUUGAGAUGGAUGGAAUGCUCGGCAUGUCCAGUUUUGAUGAUUACAAUGAUGACGAGCCAAUUGUUGAUAUCUGGAUAAUGCAGGACUACGAGUGCAAGGUCUGGGCUUUGAAAUACCGGGUUGAAAUACCGUAUGCGGAGCUCACCUUGCAGUUUGGAUUGUUUUACCCGCGUGAUUGUGUGGUGUUUACUUCUUGGGUUGGCGAUGUGGUAGUGCUGGUCCCGUUUGGCCGCUGGCUACUUCAGCUUGACGUGGGUGGCAGGUUGGUUGCCAGUUUCGAGGACAGAGGUGGACUCAUUGGUCAGCCACAUCAGCUCAAGCAAACUCUUGUUCAGCAUACCUUCUUUCCGACACUAGAGGGUUAUGUUGUCAAUGAUUGGCCUUUCAUCUGA
Messenger RNA from Triticum turgidum subsp. durum (durum wheat), 507 nucleotides. Lineage: Eukaryota; Viridiplantae; Streptophyta; Magnoliopsida; Poales; Poaceae. The record is from the annotation of a GenBank genome assembly.